UUUCUCUCCUCUCCACCAUAUUAUCGCAAUGGAAGGUGUCGAUAUUGUCGAAUCGCCGCGUAAGCGCAUCAAGACGGACAAUGCCACCGCGACCAAUGAGUCGGUGAUUCCCCCGUCCGACGCUCAGCCCGCCGCGGCCAAAUCCGACGAAGAUGCCCAGGCAGCGAAGGAGAUGGAGGUCGGGAUCACGGCUUUCGUCAGCUCGGAGAACCAAGGUUUCGCAGGUGUCUUGAAGAAAAGAUAUACCGAUUUCCUUGUCAACGAGAUCCUGCCGUCGGGCGAGGUUUGCCAUCUGCGGGACGCGCCCGUGCCUCAACCUCGUGCGAAGCCGACUAGCGACACUGCCCAACCGACGAACAAAACAGCUGAGGGGGAAACAAAGCCGGAAGAGGUUAAGAAGCCGGAGGAACCCGAGUCUGCCGCUGGAAAUGAUGUCUCCGCUGGGAAUGAUACCCCCGCAUCGGAGAGCACACCCGUCAUUGAGUUCCACAUUGCAGACGAAGACCUGGCACUCUUGGAGUCGCUUUUUGGUGCCGACUCCACAGAGAAGAUCAUCUCGCUUCACAAGCGUGCGUUGGCCAAACUCAGGGCCCGGCCCAGCGAACUCGGACGAAUCCCAACUUGCGUCGUUGAUGACCGCGACGUGCGCAUCAAAAUGCAUCAAGCAAUUCGCCGCAUUUUCAACUCCCAGCUCGAGUCGUCCACCGAUCAUGAUGGCUUGAUGACCAUCUCCGCCGCUCCCAACCGCAACAAGGCCAGCCGUGGACCCAAGGGCGAGGGCGACAAGCAUACCCAGCGGGGCCGGAUCAACUGGGACGAACUCGGCGGUCCUUAUCUGCAUUUCACCAUCUACAAGGAGAACAAAGACACAAUGGAGGUGCUCUCCUUCAUUGCACGCCAAUUGAAGAUGAACCCCAAGAACUUCCAGUUUGCGGGUACCAAGGACCGGCGCGGGGUGACGGCGCAGAGGGCUUGCGUUGUCCGCCUGCAAGCCGAUCGCCUUGCCAGGAUGAACCAGGUCCUCCGCAACGCCAAAGUGGGCGACUUCGAAUACCGCAAACACGGCCUGGAUCUGGGAGAUCUCUGGGGCAACGAGUUCGUUGUGACCCUGCGCGAAUGCGAAAUUCCCGGUGUCAACCCCCAGGAUUCCGAGACCGCCGUCUCAACCGCCACGGAACUUGUCGGAACUGCGCUGCGGAACCUCCGCGAACGCGGCUACUUCAACUACUACGGUCUCCAGCGGUUCGGCACGUUCGCGACGCGAACCGACUCCGUCGGCCUGAAGAUGCUGCAGGGAGACUUCAAGGGCGCCUGCGACGCCAUCCUCCACUACAGCCCGCACAUCCUCGCCGCGGCUCAAUCCGGCUCGGACAACACAACAGUCAGCUCAGACGACAGGGACCGCGCCGUAGCGCUCUACCUCUUCGAGUCCACCGGCCGCAGCGCCGAAGCGAUGGAAAAGCUCCCGCGUAAAUUCUACGCCGAAGCAAACCUCAUGCGGCACCUCUCGCGCAGCAAAACCGACCACCUCGGCGCCCUGCAAACCAUCCCUCGCAACCUACGCAUGAUGUACGUGCACGCAUACCAAUCCCUCGUCUGGAACUUCGCCGUCGGCGAGCGCUGGCGCCUCUACGGCGACAAAGUCGUCGAAGGCGACCUCGUCCUCGUCAACGAACACCGCGACAAAGAAGAAGAAACCAUCAUCGCAGCAACACCCGCCGUAGACGCCGACGGCGAAGUGAUCAUCGCGCCCCAAGCGGACGACAGCGCCUGCGCCGCAGACGACAUGUUCACGCGGGCGCGCGCGCUAACCGCCGCCGAGGCCGCCAGCGGCAAGUACAACAUCUUCGACGUGGUGCUGACCCUCCCGGGCUACGACGUCGUGUACCCACCCAACCAGAUGACAGACUUCUACAAGCGCUUCAUGGGCAGUGAGCAAGGCGGCGGCCUCGAUCCCUUCGACAUGCGCCGCAAGUGGAAGGAAGUCAGUCUGAGCGGGAGCUACCGCAAGUUGCUGAGCCGUAUGGGGCCGGAUUACUCGGUUGAGGUCAAGCCUUACGCGCGCGACGAGACGCAGUUUGUGCAGACUGAUCUGGAGAGACUCCAGUCUGCUGGUGCCGAGGGCGGUGCUCCCGCUGAAGGCGGCGCGGAAGAAGCCAAGGAGGACAAGCUUGCUGUUGUGCUCAAGUUUCAGCUGGGGUCUAGCCAGUAUGCCACGAUGGCGCUGAGAGAGCUGACGAGGGGCAAGGUUAAGGCUUAUCGGCCGGAUUUUGGAAGUGGGCGGUAGGCUCUACUCUACUACCCUG
Molecule: messenger RNA, 2306 nt
Organism: Aspergillus candidus
Lineage: Eukaryota; Fungi; Ascomycota; Eurotiomycetes; Eurotiales; Aspergillaceae
Product: pseudouridine synthase PUS7
Exons: 2
Coding region: 29-2287 (752 amino acids)
Biological process (GO): pseudouridine synthesis
Cellular component (GO): nucleus
Molecular function (GO): RNA binding; pseudouridine synthase activity
Source: RefSeq, a predicted model, not a curated record